Acytostelium subglobosum LB1 is the source of this 1386-nucleotide messenger RNA. RefSeq lists its product as hypothetical. The coding region runs from base 1 to 1386 and encodes 461 amino acids. The record is from RefSeq and is a predicted model, not a curated record. Gene Ontology annotation, biological process: fructose 2,6-bisphosphate metabolic process; negative regulation of glycolytic process; positive regulation of DNA repair. Gene Ontology annotation, molecular function: fructose-2,6-bisphosphate 2-phosphatase activity. Lineage: Eukaryota; Evosea; Eumycetozoa; Acytosteliales; Acytosteliaceae. Gene Ontology annotation, cellular component: cytosol. The transcript has 2 exons.
AUGGUCAUUAUAACGUUUAUAAGGCAUGGCGAGACAGAUUUUAAUCGACAUGGCAUAUUACAGGGACAUUUGAAUACACCACUCAAUGACAAUGGUCGACGUCAGGCUAUAAUGGCCGGUCAAAGACUGAAUGGCGAGCACAACCCAAUCGACAUGGUCAUAUCAUCAGACUUGGAUCGUGCACAAGAGACAGCAUCUUUGAUUGUGGAUCAAUUAUCUGAGCGCCCCAGCAGACCAAUCAUCACGACACCACUGCUAAGAGAACGAUAUCUUGGCAAGCUCGAGGGAGUGGACCUCAGACAAUUUGUGAACUGGGAAGAGCUCCCUGAAGCAAAGAAGAUGAUCGAGCUGCAGAACAUUCUCUCGCACAAGUCCAAUCUAAACUCGCUGAUCACUCCAUCCGCGUCCACGACCGACUCGUACGCCAUUGCCCCUCCAGUCAAACUCACAUCCGAGUUUCUCAAGCAUCUGCCUCAGAAGGAGUUGAAGCUCGAGUCCAAGCGCAAGCUAAUCAAGCGAGCAAAGGAAGCAUUUCAAUUCAUCCUUCGACAGAUACCAUACAAGUACCAUAUUUCACAGAGUAAUGAAUUUGCUCACAUUUCAAAUCACAGCAACAACAUCAUCAGCAGUAUCAAUAGCAUCAAUAUCAACAGUAGCAGCAUCAGUAGUAGCAUCAGUAGCAACAGCAGUAGCAGCAACAAUAGCAACAGUGUAGGCACUGGUAUCAAUCACGCCACACCAAACAUUUUCAUGACACAAUCACAACUACCACCCGCUUCAGCAUAUAUAUCAACGUCGGCAUCAUCACUAUCCUCCUUCAUUGACAGUGAGGACUUGAGAUCAACAUCCUCACUCACGUCUUCAUCCGAAUCACACUCAUCUGCCUCGUCAACAUCAUCGAUAUCAUCAUUCGAGGUGUUACAUCAUGAUGAACACUCAACAACAAUCUCGACCAACAACCCACUAGCAGCGGCAGCAAUAUCUACCAAAGAAGACAUCAACAUCAUCAACAGUAGCAGCAGCAGCAUCACCAACAACAAAUCCACUCUAUCUUCUCAACAAUCAACACCAACUGCGAAGAACACAGAGUUUCACAUUCUGGUCGUAUCACACUCACUCACACUCAAGGUCAUCCUCAGUCUUCUACUAUGCAAGAGACAACAGGCCAAACAGCUGUUGUUCUGCCAGAACCAGAAUUUGGAUGUCACCCAGUCUGAGCAGUCGUCGCGCCAGAAUUUUAAAUGGGUCCAGUUCGAAUUGAAGAACGCCUCGAUCGUCCGUACCAACUUCUCAAUAAUCGAGAAGAAAUCCAGUGAUCAUACCAAGCUCCUACCAAGAGAUGUCUUUUUCUCUCCUGUCACUACAGUCGAAACAGCUUCAGGAUAG